CAAAGAGCAAAUCACUGGACAAGCUUUCGAGCACAUGAGGACUCCAACUCCCAGCAUCCCUCUGGGGCCACGCAUGCGCGCUGCGUGUGGAACGCUGGCCGGGGAGGUCCGCUUGGCUCCGCCACCUGCGUGCGUGCGGCCUAGUGACGGCGAUGGGGCUGAGACGGGCGCUGGGCCUCGGGGCUCGGUUAGGCCGGGUCCUCCUGCGGGGAUGGCUCGCGGGGCCUCCCCACCACACCGCCGCGUCCCCGCCCGCCUCCUGCUUUUCCGCCGCCCCGUCCGCGCGGCCCCCGGGGCUGCUCCUCCUGCGCCUGGCCGCGGCCCGGCUGGGCCUCCGCAGCGUCCCUCUCCGGCGCCUCCCGCCGGCCCCGCGGCGGCUGGGGUUGGGGCUGGGGCUGGGGCUGGGGCUGCUGGAGCUCGCGGCGGCCGAGGAGGAGAGGCGCGCCGCCGCGGCCUGCAGGGACAUCCAGACAAUCUUUCUCCCGAGGAACAAGCCCCCGAAGGAGACCCUGGGAUUAGUAGCCCAGCGAGGCUUCAGACUGGAGGAGUAUUUCAUCGGCCAGUCGAUCGGCAAAGGCUGCAGCGGGGCUGUGUAUGAAGCGGCUGCUCCUGCCACCCCCACCGGGGACAGAGAUCUGGUGCCCGAACGGAGGGAUGGUGGUGGGGGUGCUUCGGACACCCAGGGUGUGGUCGAGGCCGAGGGCUGGAAGGAAGAGUUCCCACUGGCUAUCAAAAUGAUGUGGAAUAUUUCGGCUGGUUCUUCAAGUGAAGGCAUCCUGGCCACCAUGUCUCAAGAACUGGUCCCAGCCAGCGGACGGGCCCUUUCUGGAGAAUUUGGAGCAGUUGCCAGACCCAGGAAGUGCCUCUUUGGGAAGAAGUGGCUGAAGCCUCACCCCAACAUCAUCCAGGUGAUCCGGGCUUUCACCUCUCAGGUCCCGCUGCUGCCGGGCGCCACGGUGGACUAUCCGGACGUCCUGCCUUCCACCCUGAACCCCUCCGGCAUUGGGCACAGCCGCACCCUCUUCCUGGUGAUGAAGAACUACCCAUGCACGCUGCGGCAGUUCCUCCUGGCCGAGGGGCGCCCGGAGCCCCGUGUGGGGGCCGUGAUGAUCCUGCAGUUGCUGGAAGGGGUGGAUCACCUCGUCCGACAGGGAGUCGCCCACCGAGACCUGAAGUCAGACAACAUCCUGGUGGAGUUGGACUCGGCAGGGUGCCCAGGGCUAGUCAUCACCGACUUCGGGUGCUGUUUGGCCGACGAAACGCUGGGCCUGAAGCUGCCCUUCCCCAGCUGGUAUGUGGAUCGUGGAGGCAACACCUGCCUGAUGGCGCCUGAGGUGGCCACGGCCAUGCCAGGCCCAGGCGUGGUGAUCGAUUACAGCAAGGCGGACGUCUGGGCCGUGGGCGCCCUGGCCUACGAGAUUCUGGGGCCCGGGAACCCCUUCUACGGCCAAGGGGGCCCCGCCCUGGACAGCCGCACCUACCAGGAGGAAGAGCUGCCCCCCUUGCCCAGCCCGGCAGCCCCGGAAGUGAAGGAGCUGGUGGCCAGGCUCCUGCAGCGGAGCCCAGCCCAGAGGCCCCCGGCCCGAGUGGCAGCCAACGUCCUCCACCUGAGCCUCUGGGGUGAGGCGGCUCUCGGCCAGGCGGGUGGCCUCCCUCUCCCGCGGCUGCUGCCCUGGCUGCUUCAAGAGUCGGCCGCGGCCUUAAUGACCGACCGGCUGGGCGGCACCCGAAGGGUGGAGUCCCGCUUGAAGAGGGGCUUCCUGGCCAGCCUGGACUACGAGGACCUCUGUGAGGCAGUGGCCCUGCUCUGCUCCUGGAGGGGGGCAGCCAGGCCUGCCCCCCAGUAGAAGCGCCCCUCCCCUCGUGGACCCCGUGGGGGAGGCGGCUUCCGGGGGGAGAGGAGGUUCCGCAAUGGGGAUGGGCGUUUUCUCCCCAAGGCUUCAUCAAGCUGGCGACAGGGCACGAGGAGGCUGUGGCCUCCUUGGAGGGAGACCCUGGCUGCUGGCUCCCCCCGCACGACUUCCCGGGUUUCCCACUUGGUACGAGUCGCCUUUGAGAAGGGUGGCUUUGAGUUGCAGGUCCUUUAAGCUCCUCUUUGCUUUUGCCUGUUUGGCCACGUAGGGAAGUUGCCCAACCAAAGGAAAAUUGCCUAGAACCCCUCCUUUCAUUCCGUGACCUAGAACCCCAAAGGGGAGGAUGAGUAGAAACCAGGUGAGAGAAAUACCAUCCUCACCUGCUUCGUUGUGGUUCUCUUCGGGUUGUUUUUUCCGGUCAAAAGGGGUCUCAUCAGCGGCGUAGUUUCUUAGUGGUAGAACUGCCUGUUGGGUCGUGCAAAUAAAUCACAUUCACGUUUG
This is a messenger RNA of Pseudonaja textilis, 2354 nucleotides long. RefSeq names its product PTEN induced kinase 1 (gene PINK1). The record is from RefSeq and is a predicted model, not a curated record. Gene Ontology annotation, biological process: protein phosphorylation; autophagy of mitochondrion; regulation of apoptotic process. Gene Ontology annotation, cellular component: mitochondrion. Gene Ontology annotation, molecular function: protein serine/threonine kinase activity; ATP binding. NCBI's taxonomy places the organism in Eukaryota, Metazoa, Chordata, Lepidosauria, Squamata, Elapidae.